Messenger RNA from Xenopus laevis (African clawed frog), 3007 nucleotides. It is a transcript of the gene dlgap5.S, whose product is annotated as discs large homolog associated protein 5 S homeolog. The transcript has 19 exons. The record is from RefSeq and is a predicted model, not a curated record. Gene Ontology annotation, molecular function: microtubule binding. Bases 190 to 2757 code for a protein of 855 amino acids. Gene Ontology annotation, biological process: kinetochore assembly; centrosome localization; chromosome segregation. Gene Ontology annotation, cellular component: spindle pole centrosome; nucleus; cytoplasm. NCBI's taxonomy places the organism in Eukaryota, Metazoa, Chordata, Amphibia, Anura, Pipidae.
CGCCGGAAUGCGGCUCUGCCAGUCUUAGAACGAUAUCGCGUCCAAUCGGCAGGGAUUUCCGGUGAUUUGAAUUUGCGCGACCGGAGUGUAAAGGCGUAGGAAUAUCAGAAACGUCACAGAGUUUGGUGAUCGGGGUUUGUUUUUUGUGGGUACAGAGGUUUUGGCGCGAGCCACAUUGUUGCAGCAAAAAUGGAAACCCAAACACAGUUUGUUGGUAGAUAUAAGAAGGAUCUGAGCAUUGAAAACUUAAGAGCAAAAGUUGCUCGUCGUAAAUCCAUAACCCAAAAAGAAAGCCGGCAUAAUGAGUUUAAAAAAUGCAGGGGGCUGUCACUGGCAGAUGCCAAUGUUUCAGUGCUGAAGGAGUGUGAACUUCCGCCUCUGGAGGAGACCAAUGAAAGCUCCAUUCUUAAAGCACAGGAAACUACUUUGGUCGGCAAGUCCAAAGAGCACUUAAAUCAACGUCGUGAUAUGCUGCAGCGAUUUAAGGAGGAAAAGCAGCUGAGAAAACUAAAAGAGCAACGGGAAAAAGCAGCCAAAGGGGUUUUUAAAUGUGGAACUUACAAAUCCGAUGGGACCAUUCUUCCAGUGUGGGGCUCUCAGCCUACUGCCAAAAUAAAACCAAAGGAGAAGCAAGCUCCCCCUGCUGUUCCAAGAAUUACAAGGUCUAUGGCUAAAGCAGAGCCUGCAGGGAACAAAACCAACAAGACCCAGCAUGUGACAACUGUUCUUAACUCGAGCAAGAUUUCUGUUGAACGGGGCAUAACAAAAGGAUGUGGACAGAACUCUGCCCUAAAGAAACCUGUAACUAAAGUUGCUCCUUCUCAAAGAGGUGUUAGAGCUGCAGUUACUACAACUUCUACUACAAAACCUGCUCUCAGAAAUAAUGUUGUCACCAAGUCCCAGAAUAAGACUACCAAAGAAACAAAGACUAUAGAAAAUGCUAAGAAGUCUCAGAUUUCUGAGCAGCCAAAAUUAAAAGAAGCGAAACCAUUGCCGAAAGAAAAUGCUGUAGAAAUGGAGUCUUCCCUGGAAUCUCAUGAAGCACCACAUGAAAGGAAACCCUCAUUUGCUCCUCAGAACUUUGUGUUCAAGCCCAUGGAUGGUCUUUCACCUUACAAAUUUAAGCCUAUGACUCCUAGACGGGCUAAUGCAUUUCUUACUCCUUGUUUCAUAUGGAGCCCUUUGAAAGGGGAAAGGAAUAAUUUGCCAGUACCCCUAAUGUGCAACAAAGAGCAAACAGCUGUGGAGCAAGUGCCAGAGAGUUCUCAAGUGGAGAAAGUGCUUGCUUUGGAGCACAUGCCUGAGCCAGAGAGUUCUGAACUGGAAGUGGAACAUAAGUCUGAGCCAGAGAGUUCCGAACUGGAAGUGGAGCAUGGAGAGAAAGUGCUUCCUGUGGAGCAAAUCCCUGAGCCAGAGAGUUCUGACUUAGAAAUGGCCAAUCAUUCUGUUGAACAACAAAAAGUUCCAGCGGAUGUAUUCCUGACUGCAGCUGAUGCCCCAAUACUCCCUUCCUCGCCCACACCAAAUAUACAGAAGGAAAAUGAGCAGGAAGCACCUAAGGAGCCAGAGCAUGGUGUGCCAUAUUUCAGAGAUAUUCUGAAGUUCGAGAUCGGCAGGCUGUCUCUUUUGUGCUGCGAGUGGGAUAAAAGAAUUGAGAUGGAUAUCCCAGAGGAUGCCAAAGAUUUGAUCCGCACCACUGUUGGCCAGACUAGACUUCUGAUGAAUGAAAGGUUUAAGCAGUUUGAGGGCCUAGUGGAUAACUGUGAGUUCAAACGUGGUGACAAGGAGACCACAUGUACAGAUCUGGAGGGAUUCUGGGAUAUGAUCUAUUUUCAGAUAGAAGAUGUAAAAGCAAAGUUUGUUAAUCUUGGCAAGCUGGAGGAGAAUUCUUGGCAACAAAACACAGCCCCAACCAAAAAAAUCAUAAAGAAAAAGAUUGCCCCUGCUGCAACAUCAAAGUCAAGCCAAGGGGAUAAUGGCAGGGCUGCUGCUCGUAGUCGCCUCGCUGCUAUUAAAGCUGCCUUGAAAAACAAAGGAAAGCAGGAGGAGCCCAAUGUAGAGGCCCCAGCACUGCCUACCCAAGUUGAAGAAGUUGUGUUCGAUGCAGGGUUUUUUCGAGUCGCAAGCCCUGCCAAAGUUGCUAACAGUUUUAGGGCAAAAUGCAGUUCUUCUUGGUCAUCCCCUACUCCCCAGCCAAUCACAAGCUGUAUUCAACAGUCAGAGAAUUCCACAGGUGAACAAAUGACAGAAGCCACUCCAGCCACUGUAACAUCCCCCAUCAGGAAAUCACUGUUUGAGAACACAGAAGAAGAAAGUUUACAGAUUGAUGAAAUGCAUUCCGUACCUGUUGCUGAGACGGACAAGGCUGCCUGUGCCUUUCAAGUAGCCGACCUUACAAAAUACUUGGUUCCCACUGAGCAUUCCAGUUUCCAGCUGUGUGAGUCUCCGGUACCAGAGGAAGUGGGAAUGGCGCCUUCUAGAUCGGUGUUUGUGGAGGAGACUGCCGGGAUCUCUGUCUCAUUUGUGGAUGACGUUUUCACGUGUAGCCCACAGACAAAUGGUCCUCCAGCACAACCCACAUCUCCCCCUAGAGAAUCUGAUGGAGUUUGUGGCCCUCAAGAUGUAAAUGCGCUGAAUGAUCAUCUGGACUUCCUGGGAAGCUGUACGCCUUUCAAUAUGGUGAAUCGCGCUACGUUUAAAUGUGACGCAGUUACUACGGGCGACGAUUUGAUGGUGUUUUCACCGCUUCAGAAGUAAAAGAAGACGCAAAGGUCUUUAAAGCGGAAGUAUUGGACUCCUGAGAAUGGAAGAGUUUCACCAGAUGAGCCUAUUUAUUCUGAGCUAUUGAGUCUGUCAAUGAAUUGCUUGGGCGACUUUUAACUCUCUCUAUAAACUGUAUUAUAUUUUAUUGCUACAGCAACAUUUUACUUUGAAAACAGUAUUUGUAAUAUUUUUGCAUUUAGUGUGUGCGACUGGAAUGAGACAAUACACAAUGUGUUGAUCUAAA